Ilyonectria robusta is the source of this 496-nucleotide messenger RNA. RefSeq names its product chaperonin 10-like protein. Lineage: Eukaryota; Fungi; Ascomycota; Sordariomycetes; Hypocreales; Nectriaceae. Gene Ontology annotation, cellular component: mitochondrial matrix. Gene Ontology annotation, molecular function: protein-folding chaperone binding; metal ion binding; protein folding chaperone. The transcript is spliced from 3 exons. The record is from RefSeq and is a predicted model, not a curated record. Bases 53 to 346 code for a protein of 97 amino acids.
CGACUCUACGAACUUCCUCCGUGUUAUUUCGAUCUCACACAACUCAAUCACAAUGGCCACCUCUAUUCGAUCCAUCCGAGCUCUCGCUCCCCUCCUUGACCGUGUCCUGGUCCAGCGUGUCAAGGCCGAGGCCAAGACCGCCAGCGGCAUCUUCCUGCCCGAGUCCAGCGUUGAGAAGCUCAACGAGGCCAAGGUUGUGGCUGUCGGCCCCGGUGCCCUCGACAAGAAGGGCAACCGAUUGCCCAUGGGUGUUGCCAUUGGUGACCGCGUCCUGAUCCCCCAGUUCGGUGGCUCGCCCGUCAAGGCCGGUGAGGAGGAGUACCAGUUGUUCCGCGACAGCGAGUGAGUAACCGCCUAGCUUCCAAGCCACUCGCAUGAUCCCCGACCCAUAAUCACGAUACUAACGAAGAAUCUCUCUGUAGGAUCCUGGCCAAGAUUAACGAAUAAGAUACCCCCGAUCCACGUUGGGCCAGAGUGUACCAUACUGUACCAUAGC